Messenger RNA from Podospora anserina S mat+, 1998 nucleotides. RefSeq lists its product as uncharacterized. The coding region runs from base 1 to 1998 and encodes 665 amino acids. The record is from RefSeq and is a predicted model, not a curated record. The transcript has 3 exons. NCBI's taxonomy places the organism in Eukaryota, Fungi, Ascomycota, Sordariomycetes, Sordariales, Podosporaceae.
AUGCAACCUGACAGGCCCUCCCCCUCCACCACCAACGUCGCCCAUGUCAACAGUUACUUCAACGGCGCCAGCCCGGCUCCAGAAGCCCAACAGUCGACACAGGACUCUGGUGCUACCCCUCUGACCCCAAUUACAGAGCAACCCCCUCAACAUGUCACCCCGGCCAGACCCCCAUCGGCACCGGCACGAAGCGUUGCCUUCCGACCUCUUGACCGUCAGCAAUCAGCCAUCCAACUCCGUCGUCUGCGACCGUCCGCCCUGGGAUCCAGACUUACACCGACCAUGACCCACGAGCCCCAUACGCAAGCACACGAUUGGGAAGAUGACCAUGCAACGGAUGUGGGCAGGAGUGGUGGUCGACGACUGUCAAGCUCCGAACCCCAGAGACCAUCCAUGCCGAGGGCCAUCGAAACAGUUCCCCCGUUAUCAUCGGUACCCGAGAGCCCCUCCCAGAGCAAUGCGCAGCAGGAUGGGCUACCACAUACAGGGCGGUUGCACCGGGCCCUCGGUAGACGAAGACAGACUGUGCUGAAUCCGCACCAAGUAUCUGGCGGCUCAGGCGACGAUGUGUAUGAGUCGAGGGUUGUCGACUUUCUCGAUGUCAUUGACCCCGAGGUGGCGACUCUAUCAUCCAUAACCAACAUUCAAAACUCGCUCUUCUUGCCUUCACUGGGAAAGUGGGUGAACCGACGGCCGACAUAUGACCUCCCCCAACUACCGCCAAUGCCUGGUGCCUUCCCGCCUUCCAAGGAAAGUAUAGCCUCUGCUGCUGCCGCUGUCCAGGGAGAACAACAAGGAGAACACGCAGGGCCUCGCUCACCAAGCCUCUCAUCUGUCCUGACCUCGGAACCCCAAUACGCAAUUCUGCCCAACGAUGCUUCGCUUCAGGGAUGGAGGGAGGAGGACGUCAAGUUGCUGAACGACUAUGUCAGGCACAUGCUGCAUUCUCGACGAUCAAAGAUCAAACAGAGGUUCAAGGCAUUUGGAAAGUAUGUUAGGCGGCCGUUGGGGUUCCUGAUCACACUCUACGCCACUCUCAUCACACUGUUUGGGCUUGCCUGGGUUCUCUUUUUGAUCGGAUGGGUGUACGUUGGGGACUCGGAAAAGCAGUUGUAUGCGAUUGAUUUUUUCGUUGCCAGAUAUCACCGAAAAACAUGGAGGCGCCGCGAAAGAUUGGCGUUGCCCGAGCUCAAGGAUCACAACGAUUUGCCCAUUGCGGAAGAACACCGCAUUGCAGAUGAUGAUCUCGAAGCACAACAAACGCAACAGCGAUCAAGCUCGACAGAAAAAAUUACAAGAAAAGACAAGGACGAGUUCGUCCCAGUCUUGUCAGAAAAGCAGCAAGCACGCCUGAUUCAUCACCAGUCAAAGCUCGCCAAGUCACACACGUUUUUCAAACCUCACGAGACAGAAACCCACCACGCAUUUCCUUUGCGACUGCUUAUUGCCAUCGUUCUGUUGCUGGAUUUGCAUUCUUUGUUACAGAUUUCUCUAGGCGCCGUAACCUUUGGCAUUCCUUCCCACCGGAGACCUGUGGCGGCCACGACGACCAUUCUAUGCUGUUCCAUCGUCACAAAUAUCACGGCCGGGCUCUUGAUUACCAUUGGUGACCGCAGGACGAGGAAGAAGGAUGUCUUGGAGAGGUUAAUGAGGCAGGAGAUGACGGGCGAGGUGAUCAAGAAGAUCGAGAAGAAGAAGGAAAAGGAGAGAAAACAGGAAGAGGAGCUGAAGCAUGAACAAGAAACAGGAGAAAAACCCAGGAAAAGUCUGAGUUUAGCGUUGCCAUGGAAAGACACUUCCGGGGACGAGGGAACGCAGACGGGCCACGAGAAAGAAAAACGAGCUAGGUCUCUGUCGGUUCCUCGAACCAAGAGGAAGAAAGAAAAAGAAGAAGUGGGGAGAUUUAGCUCCGAAGUCGAAAGCACCCAGGGUGGAGGGAGCAAAGGCGCACAGGAUACUGAAAGACUCAAAAUGCCAGGGGCAUUUGAAGAAGACUAA